Episyrphus balteatus (marmalade hoverfly) is the source of this 2051-nucleotide messenger RNA. Its product is annotated as serendipity locus protein delta-like. Gene Ontology annotation, cellular component: chromosome. The record is from RefSeq and is a predicted model, not a curated record. The transcript has a single exon. The coding region runs from base 234 to 1391 and encodes 385 amino acids. Gene Ontology annotation, molecular function: chromatin insulator sequence binding. Gene Ontology annotation, biological process: regulation of transcription by RNA polymerase II. Lineage: Eukaryota; Metazoa; Arthropoda; Insecta; Diptera; Syrphidae.
AACAACAGAAAAUCUUGUUCUAAACUGUUCCAGACAGCGUCAAUAAACAGCAAACUAGAACACCUCAGAACAGAAAAACCUCACUGAACAGCAAAAACUUAACAGUCAGAUAAAGUCAUUGAACAAACAUUUUAUUUCAUAAAACAGAAACGUCAAAAGAAAAAUAAGUAAACAAAUCCCUGAAUAACUCGAAAUACAACAAAAUUUUAUAAUUUUGUGUUUAUUAAAUUAAAAUGGAAUCUAAAGAUUUCCCAAAAAUGUUGUUACGAUGUUUAUUGUGCUCCAAAAUUAAUGAUCCCAACAAAGGAUUCUAUGAAAUUGAUAAAAAACAUAUGCCAAAAUCCAAUAAAACAAUAAAAUCGGUUCUAAAGCAUUUGGCCAAAUGCAUUAAAGAAGACUUUAAUUUCGAUUACUAUUCCACCGUUUGUGGUUUAUGUUUUGAAAAACUAGCAAAGUACGAUGAAACAAUGGUUCAAUUAUUAACUCAUCAAAAAGAUCUAGGCCAAAUGUUAGAAAAAGCUAUUAAAAGAUUAAAUAAUGGAACCGAUAUGGAAUCUGUUGAUGGUGAAGACAAUAAAUUUGAUAUAAUUACCGAAGAGCAUGAUCAUCAUGAUUCUGAAUCUAUUAAAGACGAAGUUGCUAGCGAAUGUUCCAUAAAAAGCGACGACGAUGAUCAAUCUGAUAGCAAUGAUAUGAGUGAAGAUUCAAAAAAGCUUUCAUUUCAAUGCACCAGUUGCGACGAUACUUUUAAAUCGAAUAGAGCCUUGCAAAUGCACCUUAAAGUCCAUAUAGAUUUGGUAACAUGUUCAGUUUGUGGAGUUGCUUGUAAGGACGAGGAAUACCUCGAACUCCACAUGAACAUACACGAAGGCAAAACCGAAACCGAAUGUCGAUAUUGUCCCAAAAAAUACAGUCGUCGUUCGCACGUUAUACGACACAUGCAAAUUCAUUGGGAUAAAAAGAAGUUUCAAUGCGAAAAGUGUGGUUUACGUUUUUCGCAAACAAAUCUUCUUUAUAAUCACAAAAUGAAUCAUGAAGCUGAAGAGGAUCCUUUAAUUUGUCACGUUUGUCAGCAAGUGUUUAAAACGAAGAGAACAUUUAAACAUCAUAUGAUCAUUCAUCAGGAGGAUCGUCCAAUGUAUCCAUGUGAGAUUUGUGGCAAGGUUUUUACUCAGAAAUAUACUAUUAAAGCGCAUUUGAAAACGCACGCUGAGGGUUUUUUUGCAUUGCCAAAUACAAGUAGUAAGCAGAAGGUUUCAAAAAAAGAUACGAAGAGAUUUCCAUGUAUCAUAUGUGAUAGAAUUCUGACAACACAAGAACUUUUGGAUGUGCAUAUGACUCAGGAACAUGAUGUUAUUAAUGAUGAACUAUUAAUAUCAAGUAUUUUAUAAGUUAGUUAUAAGAAGUAUUUUAAAACUUGUAAUUUCAAUUGAUGUACUACAUUGAAUAUCGAAAUGACUUGAAUUGCCAAACAAAAAUUUUUACUUUUUUAUUGAGUUUCGAAAUAAUCUAGAUUUGAAAGUAUACAAAGUUUAUAUUUCAGUUUUAUCUUUCGUACCUACAUCGGUAACAAUUUUCUUCUAAUAUUCGUUUAGAAAAAUAAAAUAUCAAAUCCAUUAUUGUUGAAACCGUUCAGAAUUUCAAGAGAACAAAAAUGAAAGAUAAUAAACACUUUUUUUUAGAACAAGAAGUCAAAUAAUUAAUCUUCAUUUUAUAUAAUUCUUUAUAUAAUUCUGGACGGUAGUAAUUGGUAAACUAAACAUAUUGUUUAACUGUGCCCAUGAUUAUGAAAGUGGACUAAGUCACUUUUUGCAUUGUUUGAAGAAAAACUUACAUAAUAAUUUUCUUAUAACGAUUUAAUUAUAUUUCUUUUAUGAAAUCACUAGAGGAGCAAUAAAGAAGUUUAUGUAUUUACUGCAAUUCCGCUUUUAAAUAAACUUUACCCCUUAAAUAAUAAUUAUUUUUAGGCUAGAUUUGAUGCCAUUUUUAGAAGUGACUUAGUCCACUUUUAUAAUUAAGGGCACAACUAUAAUUGAUCUGAUGAACUUUUG